UUGAUGGAGUCCUACUGUCAUGAAUUGCAUCUGUAGCCAAUCUGGUUGGUUCUUGAAGCUACCUCUGUAACUUACUGUCCCUGGGGCCUCACAUAAUAUAUAGAACUUCUAAAGUGUCUACUAAAUUCUCCCAAGCAACCUUAAAGGCUUGUCUGGGUGAAAUCUAGUUGCUCAUUAAAGUAAAAUAAUUCACUUUUCUUUACCCCUGUGUUCAAUACAUGUGUCCUAAAGUCUAAGCCUGAUCAUCUCAAAAUUGUUCACUUACCUUUAAGUAAAAGUAGCUUUUUGAGCAACAGUGUGUAAUAGAAAUGUUUAGAAUUGUUACUGUAUCAACACAUUCAUUAGUUGAAAUACAUAUAUUUUAAAUUUUUCCUCAAAUUGUAUCUAUUAUUUAUAGCUUAAUCUUUUCUCUCUUUUAACAUUUAGACACUGGUGCAACUGUUAUGGAAAACGGUAAUUCCCCUCAUCGGAGCUCCUUGGUGCAGGACAAGCAUUUUAGAUAUAAAGAAAAGAGUCGCUCAAUAAAUGGAUUCCUAACAAGAUAUAUUCUAAACCCAUGGACUCUUCUUGAUGGUGAAAGACUGAAGAGAGUGGCAUUUGGAGAUAAAGAUGCGAGCAAACCUCAUAAAACCAUAAUAAUGUUGGGAGAAACAGGAGUGGGGAUGUCGACUAUCAUCAAUGCCUUGUUGAACUACAUGCUGGGUGUUGAAAGUGAAGAUCGAAUCUGGUUUGAAAUCAUUGAGACAGAAGAAAAACAAGCUGAUUCACAGACAGUUAAGGUAACAGCGUAUGACAUCUUUACUGAGAGCAGCUCAUUCUCUCUGACCAUCAUUGACACUCCUGGAUUUCGAAAAACAGAAGGCAAAAAGGAGGAUUUAAAAAUUGCUGAAGGAUUGCUUGAGUUAUUUGGAUGUAAUGAUUGGUAUCAUGAAAUUGAUGCAGUGUGCCUUGUGAUGUCAUCGAGCACUGUUCGACUCACUGAAAGACAACGUUACGUUUUUAAUUCAAUUCUCUCACUAUUCAGCAAUGAUGUGAGGAAAAACUUUGUUGUGUUUAUCACACAUGCACCAACAGCAUCUCCAAACUCCAUUAAAGCCAUUAAAGAUGCCAAAAUCCCAUGUGCUCAGACUGAUAAUAAGGAGCCUGUACAUUUCAGAUUCGACAAUUGUCACUGUGAAAACUUUUAUGUCAAAUGCAACAGUGAAGAGCAAAUGGAACAACUAUUCCAAGGUUACCAGGCAGCAUGGGACCUGUUUAAAACAAGCAUAGGGGACUUUUGGAGUUUUGUAAAUACAGUGAAACCUGCAAGUUUCAAGAAUGUUGAAAGAAUGCUGACACAUCGCAAGCAACUAUUAGAACAUUUUACUAAUAUAAGCAAACAAGUUCAGUCAAUGCAACUUCAAUAUGAUGAAUUUGAUGAAUCCUACAAUGAAAAGGUACCAAUUGACCCAUCAUCAGGAUCCAGCAAAGAGGCUACUUGCUGCAGUGUGUGUGAGUUUAAUUGUCAUUAUCCAGGAUGCUGGUGGGUCAAAGAUCUUUCAUGGUGUACUGUCAUGUCAAAAUAUAAAUGCACAAAAUGUCCUGGAAAGUGUGACUAUACUAAACAUGUUAAAGAGGGGAAGAUCUAUGUGAGGAAAACAAGGAAGGUCAAGAAGACACUGAAAGAUGUGAAAAAGAAUUAUGAAACAGAGUCUGAAGAGAAUAAGAAACGUAUAAAGCAACUAGAGGAAAAAAUAGCAAAACAAGAAAAAGAAGUGUUCAGACAGGUGAAUGAAUGUCAUAAGUGUUUACACUUUCUGCAGGAGAUCGCCUUAAGCACUGAUGCUCUGUCUACAGCUCAGGAUCUAGACUCCCUGAUUAAGGAAGCAAGAGAAACUGACUGUGAGGAAUUAAUAGAGAGACUUGAAGAACUGAAAAAAAUCAACAAGCUCUCCUCAACACGCUAGUCACACAUUUGAGUAUACACACACAAAUUAUUCCAAAGCAGCAAUGUUCCAAAACUGCUGUAGCUGAAAAAAACAGGACAGAAGACUAGAUUUUCAGUCAGCCAGAACACCUUGUCAUUAUUUUACAGAAACAAUAGAUCAUCUCAGGUAUUUGUGUUUAAGAGAACAUUUACACAACUUAAUUGUUGACACAACACAACUUAAAUCUAACAAAUUGUGUGUUAUAUUACAAAUUCUUUCUGUCUUUUAGUUGUUUAUCUUUUUAGCUUGAACUUUUUAUUUUCACAGGGAAUGUCAGUUUGGUGAACCAACAUUUGUGUAAAAUUGUUUUGUAGGAAAUAAAAGGCAGACACGUUGCAAAAAUUAAUUCUAGUGUAUAAGUGUCAGUAUAGUGAUAUUUUUAAAUGAAAAAAAAACUGUUGAGUUUCAACAGAUGUACAAUAUAUAAACAGUUUGAAUUCUAAAAUACUUAUUUCUUGUUUAAUCGUAUGCCACUUUUAAUGUUAUAAACAGGUUUGUUAUUACUUGACCUGUGGGAAUCAGUGAUAAAUAAGUUUUGCUGUUUUUUGUUGGUUAUUGCUCAUUUCAUUAUUGUUCUUCAUAAGUAUAAUCUUUUUUAAUGUUUCAGUUUUACACAGUUUUUUGGAAUUUUGUUAAUGAUUCAUUUUUACACUGAUAGCACUCUUAGUCCAUGACCUAGUGAACCAAUAUCAGUAAGUAUGCAAUGUAAAUAUAUUUGUUGAAAUAAAGAAACAAAUCUAC
Silurus meridionalis is the source of this 2708-nucleotide messenger RNA. RefSeq lists its product as uncharacterized. NCBI's taxonomy places the organism in Eukaryota, Metazoa, Chordata, Actinopteri, Siluriformes, Siluridae. The record is from RefSeq and is a predicted model, not a curated record. Gene Ontology annotation, molecular function: GTP binding. The transcript is spliced from 2 exons. The coding region runs from base 444 to 1946 and encodes 500 amino acids.